Molecule: messenger RNA, 423 nt
Organism: Paramecium tetraurelia
Lineage: Eukaryota; Ciliophora; Oligohymenophorea; Peniculida; Parameciidae
Exons: 1
Molecular function (GO): zinc ion binding
Source: RefSeq, a predicted model, not a curated record
AUGUAUUCAAACUACUUCUUUUUCAUUCCGAUAAUUUUCUGGUUGGCCGCCAUUGUCCUAACAAUUCUUUACUUCGACUUAACACGCAUUUAUCAAUGGCAGUAUUUGACAUUCAUCGUCAUAACCUCCUUCAUCACAGGCUUUGAUCUCGUUGCACUGUUCACCUUUCCAUUUUACUAUUUUCCAAAAUCCAUUUUAAAUUAUUGCAGACGAAAAAAACAUAUUAAGCCCUACAAUCCUAGUUCCUUCGAUUAAUCCACUUCCCAAUGUGCUAUUUGCCUCAAUGAGUAUCAAAAGGGUGAAAUUGUAUACAUCCUCCCUUGCAAUUCUAAACACUACUUCCAUCAAUAGUGCAUCCAAAAUUGGAUUCAAUACUAAUCAAUUUGCCCUUUCUGUAGAGCAGAAUUUAUCUAUUUAGAAUGA